AUGGCACAACAAGCGCCACAACACGGCGAGGCGUCAGCUUCUCGAUUCCGGUUCAACGCAACCCAGCCUUUAGACCGGCUUCAAGGCCUUCUCCCCGCUGCCCUUGCUAAGCCAGGGAAAGUCGAACUCGAGACCAACACUAUUCCCAGAACAAAUGUUGCACGCCGUCGAGCCUCAAGCGUCGCCGCUUCCCUCGAACAAGAUGAGACUCUUCCAGAGAAGAUCUCCGAACAACAGGAACACGGGAUUGGUGUGUCGGAAACUGUCGCCAGGGAUAAAACAGUUCUGUACCUCGCAUACGGGUCAAACCUAGCUUCCAAGACUUUUCGCGGAGUACGCGGCAUCAGACCGCUCUCGCAGAUCUGCGUACUUGUCCCCGAACUCCGUCUCACCUUCGAUCUUCCUGGAAUACCCUACGCAGAGCCGUGUUUCGCAGGCACACAAUACAGAGAUAUUCCUGCUCCAGCAGACGACCAGACCGCACUCCAAGAUGAAGAGACCGAUGUGUCGGACGCUGAGUACCUGUACCUGUCAGAGAAGGCAGCGCUCAUAGGUCGAACACGGCAGGUGGAAGUAGUCUCGGGUUGUGACAAGCGACAAUGGCACAAACCUCUAGUCGGAGUCGUCUAUGAAGUCACACUAGCCGACUACGCGAAGAUUAUCGCCACAGAGGGCGGUGGUCGUGGAUAUCGCGACUGUGUCAUCGAUUGUCAUCCCUUCCAUCAGUCCUACGAUCCCACCGACCCCGUCCCGGAUUACCCCACAACACCAGCUUUCAAGGCACGCACCCUGCUCUCACCAGCUGCAGACGAUGCCCGGUUUAAAUCCCAAUCCCACAAAGGCGAUGCGCUGCUGGCCAGUGGUCCACAGCUGUCGUGGUGGCAUACCGUCUGCUUGCAUUUCCGGCCGGAUCCUACUUACGCUCAGCCCUCUGCCCGCUACCUUGGCUUGAUCAAGACGGGCGCUGCGGAACAUGAUCUGCCUGUUUCAUAUCGAGAAUAUCUUGCGCAAAUCAAAACUUAUCAUAUUACAACCACGCGCCAGAAGAUCGGGAAGGUGAUCUUCCUGGUUCUGUGGGCGCCUUUGUUGAUUUUGACUAUUGCAUUAUCCAGGAUAUUCGCAGGUCCCGAUGGUCGCAUGCCGCUGUGGCUGGUGGUUGUGACCAAUAUCGUGUUUUCGAGUGUGUGGAGUAGCUAUGACUGUUUCUUCGCUCCUGUCUUUGGGGAUGGCGAGCGGACUCUAGAUGAUACCCGGGCCUGA
Molecule: messenger RNA, 1260 nt
Organism: Penicillium egyptiacum
Lineage: Eukaryota; Fungi; Ascomycota; Eurotiomycetes; Eurotiales; Aspergillaceae
Source: the annotation of a GenBank genome assembly